AGACGGGCGGCCGCGCGGGAGUGUGUGCGCCGGGAGCUGGCUGAGGGACUGCAAGGCGGCCGGCGGCGACCAUGGCAGCGGGCCGGCGGCGGCCGUAGUGGCCCAGGCCUGGGCUUCAGCCUCCCGGGGCCCCAGAGGGCGGGGCGGUCCGGGCCGCGGCGGUGGCGGCGCCACUUCCCUGCUCCCGCCCGAGGACUCCUGCGGGCACUCGCUGAGGACCAGCGGACCGGCGGCGCGAAUCUGACUGAGGGGCGGGGACGCCGUCUGUUCCCCGCCGCUCCCGGCAGGGCCGGGCCGGGCUGGGCCGGGCUGGGCCGGGCGGGCCCCUGGGAGCAGCCCCCAGGCGGGGGACCGCCUUGGAGACCCGAAGCCGGAGCUAGAGGCAGGCGGUGGGCCCGGGUGGAGUCCCGGCCGGAGCUGGUGGUUCGGGGGCGGUGCUAGGCCCCGAGGCUGCGGGACCUGAGCGCGAGGAGCCUGAGUGCGGGUCCAGCGGUGGCGGCAUGAGCCGGCCCCCGCCGACGGGGAAAAUGCCCGGCGCCCCCGAGACCGCGCCGGGGGACGGGGCAGGCGCGAGCCGCCAGAGGAAGCUGGAGGCGCUGAUCCGAGACCCUCGCUCCCCCAUCAACGUGGAGAGCUUGCUGGAUGGCUUAAAUUCCUUGGUCCUUGAUUUAGAUUUUCCUGCUUUGAGGAAAAACAAGAACAUAGAUAAUUUCUUAAAUAGAUAUGAGAAAAUUGUGAAAAAAAUCAGAGGUCUACAGAUGAAGGCAGAAGACUAUGAUGUUGUAAAAGUUAUUGGAAGAGGUGCUUUUGGUGAAGUGCAGUUGGUUCGUCACAAGGCAUCGCAGAAGGUUUAUGCUAUGAAGCUUCUUAGUAAGUUUGAAAUGAUAAAAAGAUCAGAUUCUGCCUUUUUUUGGGAAGAAAGAGAUAUUAUGGCCUUUGCCAAUAGCCCCUGGGUGGUUCAGCUUUUUUAUGCCUUUCAAGAUGAUAGGUAUCUGUACAUGGUAAUGGAGUACAUGCCUGGUGGAGACCUUGUAAACCUUAUGAGUAAUUAUGAUGUGCCUGAAAAAUGGGCCAAAUUUUACACUGCUGAAGUUGUUCUUGCUCUGGAUGCAAUACACUCCAUGGGUUUAAUACACAGAGAUGUGAAGCCUGACAACAUGCUCUUGGAUAAACAUGGACAUCUAAAAUUAGCAGAUUUUGGCACGUGUAUGAAGAUGGAUGAAACAGGCAUGGUACAUUGUGAUACAGCAGUUGGAACACCGGAUUAUAUAUCACCUGAGGUUCUGAAAUCACAAGGGGGUGAUGGUUUCUAUGGGCGAGAAUGUGAUUGGUGGUCUGUAGGUGUUUUCCUUUAUGAGAUGCUAGUGGGGGAUACUCCAUUUUAUGCGGAUUCACUUGUAGGAACAUAUAGCAAAAUUAUGGAUCAUAAGAAUUCACUGUGUUUCCCUGAAGAUGCAGAAAUUUCCAAACAUGCAAAGAAUCUCAUCUGUGCUUUCUUAACAGAUAGGGAGGUACGACUUGGGAGAAAUGGGGUGGAAGAAAUCAGACAGCAUCCUUUCUUUAAGAAUGAUCAGUGGCAUUGGGAUAACAUAAGAGAAACGGCAGCUCCUGUAGUACCUGAACUCAGCAGUGACAUAGACAGCAGCAAUUUCGAUGACAUUGAAGAUGACAAAGGAGAUGUAGAAACCUUCCCAAUUCCUAAAGCUUUUGUUGGAAAUCAGCUGCCUUUCAUCGGAUUUACCUACUAUAGAGAAAAUUUAUUAUUAAGUGACUCUCCAUCUUGUAGAGAAACUGAUUCCAUACAAUCAAGGAAAAAUGAAGAAAGUCAAGAGAUUCAGAAAAAACUGUAUACAUUAGAAGAACAUCUUAGCAAUGAGAUGCAAGCCAAAGAGGAACUGGAACAGAAGUGCAAAUCUGUUAAUACUCGCCUAGAAAAAACAGCAAAGGAGCUAGAAGAGGAGAUUACCUUACGGAAAAGUGUGGAAUCAGCAUUAAGACAGUUAGAAAGAGAAAAGGCGCUUCUUCAGCACAAAAAUGCAGAAUAUCAGAGGAAAGCUGAUCAUGAAGCAGACAAAAAACGAAAUUUGGAAAAUGAUGUUAACAGCUUAAAAGAUCAACUUGAAGAUUUGAAAAAAAGAAAUCAAAACUCUCAAAUAUCCACUGAGAAAGUGAAUCAACUCCAGAGACAACUGGAUGAAACCAAUGCUUUACUGCGAACAGAGUCUGAUACUGCAGCCCGGUUAAGGAAAACCCAGGCAGAAAGUUCAAAACAGAUUCAGCAGCUGGAAUCUAACAAUAGAGAUCUACAAGAUAAAAACUGCCUGCUGGAGACUGCCAAGUUAAAACUUGAAAAGGAAUUUAUCAAUCUUCAGUCAGCUCUAGAAUCUGAAAGGAGGGAUCGAACCCAUGGAUCAGAGAUAAUUAAUGAUUUACAAGGUAGAAUAUGUGGCCUAGAAGAAGAUUUAAAGAACGGCAAAAUCUUACUAGCGAAAGUAGAACUGGAGAAGAGACAACUUCAGGAGAGAUUUACUGAUUUGGAAAAGGAAAAAAGCAACAUGGAAAUAGAUAUGACAUACCAACUAAAAGUUAUACAGCAGAGCCUAGAACAAGAAGAAGCUGAACAUAAGGCCACAAAGGCACGACUAGCAGAUAAAAAUAAGAUCUAUGAGUCCAUCGAAGAAGCCAAAUCAGAAGCCAUGAAAGAAAUGGAGAAGAAGCUCUUGGAGGAAAGAACUUUAAAACAGAAAGUGGAGAACCUAUUGCUAGAAGCUGAGAAAAGAUGUUCUCUAUUAGACUGUGACCUCAAACAGUCACAGCAGAAAAUAAAUGAGCUCCUUAAACAGAAAGAUGUGCUAAAUGAGGAUGUUAGAAACCUGACAUUAAAAAUAGAGCAAGAAACUCAGAAGCGCUGCCUUACACAAAAUGACCUGAAGAUGCAAACACAACAGGUUAACACACUAAAAAUGUCAGAAAAGCAGUUAAAGCAAGAAAAUAACCAUCUCAUGGAAAUGAAAAUGAACUUGGAAAAACAAAAUGCUGAACUUCGAAAAGAACGUCAGGAUGCAGAUGGGCAAAUGAAAGAGCUCCAGGAUCAGCUCGAAGCAGAACAGUAUUUCUCAACCCUUUAUAAAACACAAGUUAGGGAGCUUAAAGAAGAAUGUGAAGAAAAGACCAAACUUGGUAAAGAAUUGCAGCAGAAGAAACAGGAAUUACAGGAUGAACGGGACUCUUUGGCUGCCCAACUGGAGAUCACCUUGACCAAAGCAGAUUCUGAGCAACUGGCUCGUUCAAUUGCUGAAGAACAAUAUUCUGAUUUGGAAAAAGAGAAGAUCAUGAAAGAGCUGGAGAUCAAAGAGAUGAUGGCUAGACACAAACAGGAACUUACGGAAAAAGAUGCUACAAUUGCUUCUCUUGAGGAAACUAAUAGGACACUAACUAGUGAUGUUGCCAAUCUUGCAAAUGAGAAAGAAGAAUUAAAUAACAAAUUGAAAGAUGUUCAAGAGCAACUGUCAAGAUUGAAAGAUGAAGAAAUAAGCGCAGCAGCUAUUAAAGCACAGUUUGAGAAGCAGCUAUUAACAGAAAGAACACUCAAAACUCAAGCUGUGAAUAAGUUGGCUGAGAUCAUGAAUCGAAAAGAACCUGUCAAGCGUGGUAAUGACACAGAUGUGCGGAGAAAAGAGAAGGAGAAUAGAAAGCUACAUAUGGAGCUUAAAUCUGAACGUGAGAAAUUGACCCAGCAGAUGAUCAAGUAUCAGAAAGAACUGAAUGAAAUGCAGGCACAAAUAGCUGAAGAGAGCCAGAUUCGAAUUGAACUGCAGAUGACAUUGGACAGUAAAGACAGUGACAUUGAGCAGCUGCGGUCACAACUCCAAGCCUUGCAUAUUGGUCUGGAUAGUUCCAGUAUAGGCAGUGGACCAGGGGAUGCUGAGGCAGAUGAUGGGUUUCCAGAAUCAAGAUUAGAAGGAUGGCUUUCAUUGCCUGUACGAAACAACACUAAGAAAUUUGGAUGGGUUAAAAAGUAUGUGAUUGUAAGCAGUAAGAAGAUUCUUUUCUAUGACAGUGAACAAGAUAAAGAACAAUCCAAUCCUUACAUGGUUUUAGAUAUAGACAAGUUAUUUCAUGUCCGACCAGUUACACAGACAGAUGUGUAUAGAGCAGAUGCUAAAGAAAUUCCAAGGAUAUUCCAGAUUCUGUAUGCCAAUGAAGGAGAAAGUAAGAAGGAACAAGAAUUUCCAGUGGAGCCAGUUGGAGAAAAAUCUAAUUAUAUUUGCCACAAGGGACAUGAGUUUAUUCCUACUCUUUAUCAUUUCCCAACCAACUGUGAGGCUUGUAUGAAGCCCCUGUGGCACAUGUUUAAGCCUCCUCCUGCUUUGGAGUGCCGCCGUUGCCAUAUUAAGUGUCAUAAAGAUCAUAUGGACAAAAAGGAGGAGAUUAUAGCACCUUGCAAAGUAUAUUAUGAUAUUUCAACGGCAAAGAAUCUGUUAUUACUAGCAAAUUCUACAGAAGAGCAGCAGAAGUGGGUUAGUCGGUUGGUGAAAAAGAUACCUAAAAAGCCCCCAGCUCCAGACCCUUUUGCCCGAUCAUCUCCUAGAACUUCAAUGAAGAUACAGCAAAACCAGUCUAUUAGACGGCCAAGUCGACAGCUUGCCCCAAACAAACCUAGAUUGCUUGAUUUGGCAUUUAAAGACUGGGAUUGGUCAUUUGAUGAUGUUGAUGGUGGUGGUGAUGAUGAUGACGAUGUUUUUGAUUUCUGAAGAAAUAAAUGGGCUAACUGCCUUCUAUGAAAGCAGUCAUUAUUCAAGGUGAUCGUAUUCUUCCAGUGAAAACAAGACUGAAAUAUGAUGGCCCAAAAUUUAUUAAAAAGCUAUAUUUUCCUGAGAGACUGAUACAUACACUCAUACAUAUAUGUGUUCCCCUUUUCCCUGUAAUAUAAAUUACAAAUCUGGGCUCCUUUGAAGCAACAGGUUGAACCAACAAUGAUUGGUUGAUAGACUAAGGAUAUAUGCAACUCUUCCAGACUUUUCCAUAAAGCUCUCUCGGCAGUCGCUCACACUACAAUGCACACAAGGAUUGAGAAGAGUUAAAGGCUAAAGAAAACAUCUUUUCUAGCUUCAACAGAGAGGUUUCACCAGCACAUUUACCAGAAGAAUCUGGGAAUGGAUUCCACUACAGUGAUAUUGACUGCAUCUUUAAGAAGUGACCAUUAUACUGUGUAUAUAUAUAUAAACACACACACAUAUAUAUAUAUAUAUAUAGUACUCUAAUACUGCAAGAAGGUUUUUUAAACUUCCCACUUUAUUUUUUAUACACAUUAAUCAGAUAUCAUUACUUGCUGCAGUUGCAACUAUGCACUUGUAUAAAGCCAUAAUGUUGGAGUUUAUAUCACUCAUUCCUGUGUACCUGAUGGAAGUUGCAUGUUCAUGUUUAAGCAGUUACUGUAACAAGAAGUUUAAAGUUAAUUAUAUCAGUUUCCUAAUGCUUCAUGAUAGGCAACUUUACCCAUUUUGAAUGCCUUAAUUUAAUUUUUUUCAAAGUCUCAGCCCUGUCUGUAUUAAAAAACAAAAAAAGCGUUUACCAGCUCUUAGGAUGUAAACUAGCUUUGUGGAAGAUAAAUCGUGCACUAUUUUUACACAUAAAUAGUUAUAUCAAUGUCAGCCUAUUUUGAUUAACAAAUGUUUUUAAAGUAUUAUUGGUUAUAGAAACAAUAAUGGAUGGUGUUGGAACUAAUAUAUCCUUGAUGUCUGUCUAUUAUUCAUUCAACUCUUUUUACAGACCUCAGUAUUAGUCUGUGACUACAAAAUAUUUUAUUUGCUUUAAAUUUGCUGGCUACCCUAGAUGUGUUUUUAUUCCUGGUAAAGACAUUUGUGAUUACAUUUUCACACUUAAGAUUCAAAAUUUUUCCCAAAUAUAAAGAAAACUAAGACAGACUGUAGAUGCAUUUUAAAUAUUUAAAUAUGAUCCUCAGACAUGCAGCUGUGUGUGGCAGUAUUUUAGUACCGGGUUAAGAAAACUGGCAACUGGGAAGAAGUGGCCUCAAAGGCACUUAAUUUGAUUUUUAUUUUUUAAAUGCUGUCAAAGUUACAGUUUACGCAGGACAUUCUUGCCGUAUUCUCAUGAUCCCAGAUAAGUGUGUGUUUUAUACUGCAACAAUAUGCAGCAAUGGUAAGCGUAAAGUUUUUUUUUUGUUUUUGUUUUUUUUUAUAUUAUGAAGUCUUUUAACAGUCUCUCUUUAUAUAAAUACACAGAGUUUGGUAUGAUAUUUAAAUACAUCAUCUGGCCAGGCAUGGUGGCUUACGCCUGUAAUCCUAGCACUUUGGGAGGCCAAGACGGGCGGAUCACCUGAGGUGAGGAGUUCAAGACCAGCCUGCCCAACAUAGUGAAACUCCGUCUCUACCAAUAUACAAAAAUUAGCCGGGCAUGAUGGUGGUGGCCUGUAAUCCCAGCUACUUGGGAGGCUGAGACAGGAGAAUCGCUUGAACCCAGGAGACGGUGGUUGCAGUGAGCGAAGAUCGAGCCACUGCACUCCAGCCUGGGCAGCUGAACAAGACUCCGUCUCAAAAAAAAAAAAAAAAAAAAGUCAUCUAAUAUUUCGAUGAAGGAAAUAGACAUUUUUCAUUGAUUCCCUCUGAUGUCAGUUAGAGAUAUUUAAAAAGUUAGAUCCCCAUAAUAGAUACUAUUGUGGAAACUGAAGAGUAGCUACUGGCCUACUGAUAGACUGAAACUGGUUUUGUUAUUCUUAACGUUCUCCAGUCUGCACUCUGCUGUGCUGUCUGUGCUCAGACUAGACGUGCAUGCCGUUUCCUUUGCAGGUGUGUUCUGCAGCUCUGGUUUUGGGGGAUAGCUCUUUUUUAAGUAAGAUUAAAAAAUGAAAAAUAUAUAAAUUUAUAUAGAAUAAAUAUUUCCAUUCAUUAGAGUUGUUAAAAGGAGACUGAAUUAAUAUUUUAUAUAAAGAUUUUGUUACAUUAUGGGAGGUUCUAUCCUAUUCUGAAUUGGAGAGUAUAUAUAUAUAUAUAUAUAUAUAUAUAUUUUUAAUAAACUUUAUUAAGGUGAAAUAAUUUCAAGUUUACAUAUGAGUAACUGAAAUAUUUGAGUAAAAAAGGCAAAAGUUUAAAUUUGGAAUGCUGUAUAUAUUAGAGAAUAUGGGGAAUCAUGGUGUGACCAACUGUACAAGGAAGAUUCAUAUGAAGGUCUUAGGGGAAAAAGAUAAUUCUGAAGGGUGAAAAAAAAAUCUCUCCCAUGGAGAUUCUUCACAUUAUAUGGUUUGACAUAAGGGUUUAUAAGGUUGUUUGUCCAACUAAUGAAAAUGCGCUUAAUAAAAAAUUCUGACCUUGGGUAAGAAUUCGCUUUUUACCGCAUUGCCGCUUUCAUGUACAUACAUGAGUGCAUGCACCUAUCAAUGUGUUUUCUUCCCAACACUUAUUAAAUAUAAAACAACCUGAUUUUGUGCUCGUUUCUCGUUUUUCUUGAGGCCCUGAAGCUUCCAAGAUAAAUAUAAGACUAAAAUUUGCUUGUUCCUUCACACCUGAUUUCUCCUAGAACCAUAAAUACCUCCUAUGGGGAACUAAGAAAUCAUGAAUACUGGGAUUUUCUUAUUGGAUUUUUUACUUUUGUUUUGUGGGGAUAACGAGACAGAAGUGAAAGGAAAACUGGUGCCGGUAUUACUGUUGAAAUUAAUGUACAGUGAAUGUUUUUAAAGUAUUAAUUUUAAAAAACCAUGUUCUCUAGAAACAAGUUUUAAAAAUCUAUAUGAAAGUUUUAAAAUGUUCCAGCUAACUAAUGGAUAAGCAUACCAGUAAAGCCAAAGUAAAGGUUAGUGCCUUUAAAACUAACCUGUGUUAGAGUUACAUGAAUCUGGCUCUAAAGUAUCUAUUUUGCAUCCAUUUAUAUAUAGAUCUUAAACAGAAAUACUCUAGGUUGCCACACCACAGUUUUAAGAAGUUAUGCUGCUGCUGUUACUCUCUUCUAGGAUUCUGGUGGUAAAGUAGAGAAACUCGGACACUAUAUUAACCUUACUGAAACAUGCUUUAAAUCGUGUCUAAAAUCUGAUUUGAGCAAGUCACUGCCGAGCUUCUGAGUCUGCAUUGACACUGCUACUGACUCACCUCUCCUUCCCUGGAAUAAGGCUUCAGCUUCCCUAUGCUGUGAAGACACCAUUUGUAAGCACUUUGAACAUAAGCACUGUGUGACAGCGCUGGAUAUCAUGCUUGGGGGGGGGCCUCUCCCUGACUCCCAUCCCCAUAAUAAUGAGUUUUGUUUGGAAUUGUAAUAAGUAAUGAACUGCAUGGUUUAGAAAAUUAUAAAUAUUUGAUCAGCUGUCCUCUCUGAAAAAAAUUGCACCCCUUUUUCUUUUUUAAAAUUUUGUUGCAUCUUCGUAGUAAUGUAAUUGUAUUUUAUGCCUGCUUUUUUAUAAAAAAAUAAAAUAAAAUAAAUGGAGACAUAAGCAUUUUCA
Molecule: messenger RNA, 8449 nt
Organism: Homo sapiens (human)
Lineage: Eukaryota; Metazoa; Chordata; Mammalia; Primates; Hominidae
Gene: ROCK2
Product: Rho associated coiled-coil containing protein kinase 2
Exons: 34
Coding region: 501-4754 (1417 amino acids)
Biological process (GO): positive regulation of centrosome duplication; regulation of establishment of cell polarity; smooth muscle contraction
Cellular component (GO): plasma membrane; nucleus; cytoplasm
Molecular function (GO): protein kinase activity; Rho-dependent protein serine/threonine kinase activity; ATP binding
Source: RefSeq, a predicted model, not a curated record